This is a messenger RNA of Nilaparvata lugens (brown planthopper), 896 nucleotides long. RefSeq names its product succinate dehydrogenase [ubiquinone] cytochrome b small subunit A, mitochondrial-like. NCBI's taxonomy places the organism in Eukaryota, Metazoa, Arthropoda, Insecta, Hemiptera, Delphacidae. Gene Ontology annotation, cellular component: membrane; mitochondrial envelope. Gene Ontology annotation, molecular function: ubiquinone binding; heme binding. Gene Ontology annotation, biological process: tricarboxylic acid cycle; mitochondrial electron transport, succinate to ubiquinone. Bases 241 to 831 code for a protein of 196 amino acids. The record is from RefSeq and is a predicted model, not a curated record. The transcript has 4 exons.
ACUAAAACAGUUUGUGACAAAGUUUGAAGAACAGCUGUCUUUAAUAAUUAGAGGACUGUUCGACCAGUCUGAACAAAAUUGGUAUUAGGCCUAUAUGGGAUGUUGAGCUUGAAAAAACUGGGAGUUGAUCAUAUGAGAAAAGUUUAGCAUAAUGUUUAAUAGUAUUUUCCAAUGUAUCUAGCAUAGUUGGAAUCCAGUCCAACACGGUCAUUAGUUGCCUGUAUUUUUUGACAAAUCACAAUGGCGCUAUCCAUAGGCCUACUUCUGCGAAGUAAAAUAUGUCCUCAAGGACUACUAUGGACAACAAGACAAUUACCAGCGAUGUCAAAUGUAAUGCUACAUUUCAAUGUGGAACAGUCCAUUCUAAAGCCCAAUUCAAUUUUAAUCAAGAAAUUAGAUACAAGCUCGGAGAACACUCUCAGAAACUUCUCAACAAGUGAAAGCCGUUUUGCUAGUGCAGCAGGCAAAUACCACGUACAUCUGUGGACAUUUGAAAGAAUUCUUUCUUUUUCCCUGCUUGGACUCAUUCCAUCAAUUUUCUUCUUCGAAUCAAAAGAAUUGGAAAGUGCAAUGGCCACAUGUGUAUCCUUGCACGCUUAUCUGGGAAUGGAUUCAAUUUUGACCGACUACGCCGCAACUAGAGGUACGAUUAAGGCAAAAAUAACAAAAGGAAUAUCAAUUCUGUUGGGUGUAGCCAUGCUGGCGGGUUUGCUCAAUAUUAUACACAAUGAUAUUGGAUUAGCUGAGCUGCUCAGAAUGAUAUGGAGAUUGGGCAAGGAAGAAGGUGAUGAGCAGCAACCUGCAAUCAAACACCCCAAAUUUGAUGAAUGAAUUAAUUAAUCUCAACAUUGUUUUCAUUGUAAUUUGUCAUUGAUAUUAAAAAAAAUUACUCACAA